Molecule: messenger RNA, 942 nt
Organism: Candidula unifasciata
Lineage: Eukaryota; Metazoa; Mollusca; Gastropoda; Stylommatophora; Geomitridae
Source: the annotation of a GenBank genome assembly
AUGUCGUCCGUAAAAGAAAUUGGGGAAGUUCUGAAGAACAAAAGUCAGCCAUUAAAAGAUCGAUUUCGAGCUUUGUUUACUUUACGAAACCUUGGUGGAGAUGAAGCAGUGGAUGCCAUUGCUAGCUGCUUUGAUGAUGAGUCUGCUCUACUGAAACAUGAACUGGCCUACUGUUUGGGUCAGAUGCAGGACACUCAUGCUAUCCCAUACUUAAUCAGAGUUCUCGAAGACACAUCACAGGAGGCAAUUGUUCGACAUGAAGCUGGUGAAGCUUUGGGAGCAAUUGGGGAUGCAUCAGUGUGUGAAGUACUGAAGAAAUACUUGCAUGAUCCUGUUGUUGAAGUUGCAGAGACUUGUGAGUUGGCUUUAGGUCGCUUAAAGUGGUUAGCAGACAAUGCUAAGGUCGAGACGGACCUCCCUGGAAAUCCGUAUCUUUCUGUGGAUCCAACCCCUCCUGCAAAAAUUGCUCCUGUUGAAGAGCUCAGGCAGGCAUUACUAGACGAGACACUGUCUCUUUUUCAAAGGUACAGGGCCAUGUUUACUCUGCGGAAUAUGUCAACCACAGAAUCAGUACUAGCGCUUGCAGAUGGUUUAAAGUGCAGUGGUGCCUUGUUCCGCCAUGAAAUUGCCUAUGUCUUAGGCCAAAUUCAGAAUGAAGCCUGCAUAAAACAGCUCUCAGAAAACCUGCAGGAUGUGAAUGAGAGCCCAAUGGUGAGGCAUGAGUGUGCUGAAGCACUGGGAUCAAUAGCUACACCCGAAGCCACGGCUAUCCUUCAGCGGUACCUGGCAGAUGCGGAGAGGGUGGUGCGAGAGAGUUGUAUAGUGGCUUUAGAUAUGAGUGAAUAUGAGAACAGUGGCCAGUUCCAGUAUGCAGAUACUUUAAGUAGACUCAACAAUCAGGGAUCUCUAAGCAGCAGUCAGUUGGAGACUGUUGUAGGUUAA